CAUACUCCUACACAUAUACCUAGCGUCUACGAUCGAUCUACUACGUUGUUACCGUACGUUCCUAUCAACCCAACUCACAGUCAACCAACCAAAAACUAACUCACGGCAUCCCGUGUGUGCUCAGAGAUCGAGGGUACUCCAUUGUCGACAACUCGAAAGUUGUACCGAGUGCAUCGACCCCACCUACGGAACCCAACGAAUUGCCUGCCUGCCCGCCUACCUGCCUCGAUUGCAUUGGCAGUCGCUUAUCAACUUCUUCGCACGAAUCAACUCACGCAAGUCGAGUUUGCGUUACCUCACGUUGCGUACUCUUCCUGCUGAUUCCUCCUCCCCACUGUUUGCACGGAUUGUGCAUCACAGUGCCCUGCCCAUACACAACUACUCCCAUGAUUCUACCGCACCCGUCCCCACCGCAAGUCCCCGCUCGACGCACGCCAACGCGAAGCGUGGGAACCCGUUCGACGAUACACAAUCAAUCGCAAGCCAGUACCUGUCGUAGUAGAAGUUUGCCCAGUCACCAAACGCCACUCCAAACCUUGGUCGGAGUUGCUCCCAUGCACUGCGAAUCCGACGAUGUCGCCGUCAACGCCAAUCGAGAGGAAUCGAUCUUUGAUCCAAGGAUCACGGACGCGAGAAACGGUACCGAAUUCGAGGCUGCUCCUUCCUUGGAAGAUCCCAUGCAAGUCGAUGACGAUACAGUCCAAUCCUUUCUCGUCAAGACACUCCCCCUCGUCACUCCCGCUUCUCCUACUACCGUGGCGGUACGCAGCCCCGUCACCCGGGCCCCCACUACGGACGCCAUUGAUGCGAUCAAUCCCAGUAUCGGUGCAGCUGUGACUACGACAACCAUCCUUCACAACAACAACACCAUACGGGCACUCUCCCCACAUCCCUUUACCCAAUGGGUGGAUUACCUUCCAUCCCUUCCCCAGUCCUCACACGAAGCGACCGUAACGACAUUAACGACACCCACACGGCAACACACUACCGCAUCCGCCACGGUUAAACGAGUCUCCCUCGACGCCACGGAAUCGCAUUUACACGACAACAACAACACUACUCUUGGUUGCCAUCACGACGACGAGGACCUGCACGAAAUGCAACUGGACGUAUGGGACGAUGCCGCCGCUUCCGAAAUAACCUCCACUUCGGACGAGUUCUACAAUCCUCUCGUCCCCCACAGUCUCUUGCUCAGUCACGAUGUGCAACUCCAGCACGAACUGCUCCUGGACGACGCCACUUCCAUUUCCAGCCAGAGUCUGCACACUCCCCUCCCCCCGACUUCCGGGGGACGCACCCAAGCGGAAACACCUCAUCACGCAGAAGACUUGCGCAUGCGACGACAAUCCCUCGCCGCAUCCAUGCAAGCCUCUCAACAGUCCCGUAAAGUGCUCUUGUCCGCACACGUACAACAACGAGCCAAUCUCGCAAGAGUUCUCUCCUCCAUUGAAAAAAGUUCGCGACAAAUUCAAACCGGUAUCCUGACCACCGACGCCUCUUCCGAACACGACGGGCAUUAUCCAUCCUCCACAACCACUACUCUUCCCGACAAUGACGAAGACGUGGUCUUGGAGGACGAUGCCGUCCUCUGCUUUCCCGUGGAAGAACUCUUGAACGAUCCCAUGGUAUAA
Molecule: messenger RNA, 1631 nt
Organism: Phaeodactylum tricornutum CCAP 1055/1
Lineage: Eukaryota; Bacillariophyta; Bacillariophyceae; Surirellales; Neidiaceae
Exons: 1
Coding region: 387-1631 (414 amino acids)
Source: RefSeq, a predicted model, not a curated record